UUUCCUGCCGUUGUGCGGCAGGUUACUUGAGGUCAACCUCCCAGUGGCGGGAUAGUGUCGCCCUCUUGCAGCUUGGCUUGGUAGAAUUUGUAGUUCAGCUGAUUAUGUGGCUCUAUUUUAGCGAUAAAUGCCAUUUUUAUGGCACCCCGACGCAUGUAUCUACCACCUAGAUGUACAUUCUGUUGAAGUCCCGUGACAGAGCGACAUGAUUCUGCCAUCUGACGUCGCAAGGCUUGUCCUUGGUUACCUGUCUGAUGAGGGUUUGGUGAGGAGUAGACAGGUGUUCCUGGAGGAGAGUCCUCACCUGUCGGAGAUCCGACAGACGGCAGCCCAGGGACAGCAGGUGUAUAUACAGCCUGUUCUUGGAAAGGACUUGAAGGGUAUUUUGGAGGAGUAUGCUGCCAUCAGGACACAAGAUGAACUGCAGCAGGGUAACAAUGUGCUGGGCCUGUUAUGGAAGAAACUGGACACUAUUGUAUCCCAGAUAAGACAUUACAAGGGCCCUCAUGCUGCCAUUGCUGGUCAGGCCUCCGGUUUCCAUGGCAGCUCACACCCCAAACAGUCCUCCAGCCAAUCACACCGCACCUUCAACCUGAUGACCAACAUGCGGAGGAACCACCUGCAGAGGGGACACGUGCAGGCUACACCUGCUGCAGCUGUAGUUAUUGCACCUGCGACAUCCGCACCACAUCCGGCACCUGUGACGACAGUGGUGGUGAACAGGGAUGGGCAGCAGCAGCUGGUGACAUCUGCACCAGGCCCAGGGCAAGGACAUGCUGUAUCUGUGCAGACAGCUUCUUGUACAGUACCAGCACCUGCUACAACUCCAGUGCCUGACACAACUCCAGCACCUGUCACAACUCCAUUGCCCAUUACAACUCCAGCACCUGUUACAACUCCUGUCAAGAACUUCCUACAGAAUCAGGAAGGUUCUGAGAAGGACUUCUCCCAUGCCAGGUCCCCCAAGAGGAAAAGAGCUGCUCCAAAGCGGCUGACAGCAGUACCAGAGCUACAGAAGCCAGUGGAGUAUCUUCUAAAUAGUGAUGACCUGCUAGCCAAGCUGGCACACACCAUCGGGAGAGUCCACUUUGGCCAAGAUGGUGAAGAACAGGACCAGAGACAGGAAACAAGAAAGACAGACAGUCUCUCCGUCCCCACCACCCCUUCUGCACCCCCUGGCCCCCCAGACCCUGAGGUGGCACCCUUACCUCUCCCUGCCGGCGAGAUCUCCAACAUCCUGGACGAGUUCAGUGACCUUUUCGACAUGCUGGGAAACAUUGAGACUCCAGUCAGUGGUUCAAAAGGCACACAAGAACGCAGGCCUGACAGGUCCAACACUGCCACUCCCAUCAGCCUCACCGAUGCCUUAGACUGGUCGGACAUCGGCAUGCCUGAAGAUCAGCUUCCGUCAUCGUCUGCUGAAGCAAGCACGGACACUCACAGCACCAGGGGACUAGGGAACAGUAGUACACCACAAAAUAUCUGUACCACAACAUCAUCUGCUGUACUUGUGAACAGUACUGCACCUAUGACUACUACUGCUGCGCACAUGCCAGGCAGUGUUGUGAUCCAGCCCACCACAGGGCCUGUGUCCUGUACCCCAGCAGUAGUGAACAGUACAACUACAGGUGUACAGAACAUCCAGCCACAGCCUGCACAGAUGUCAUCUACAGUACCAGUCUUGCUUCAGGCCCAACCCUUAGCAACAGUGGCCCCGCCUCAAAUCAUUGCAGUGCCACGAGGAAUGGCAGUCAUACAGCAGAACUCCACAUCUCUCCCCUCUAGUGUUGUAUCCUCCAACAGUAGCAUGGCUUGUAUUUCAUUGGUUGGUGGAACAGUAGGCUUGCCAGUGCUGCAGUUAUCCUCUAGUCAGCAAGGGGUCUCCACUACAAGGAGCAAUGUGAUUUUUAACACUAACACACAAACUGUGCCCACCGCUCAGUCUAACAGGCAAAGUCGACUAAAUGUGGUCCCAAAACCGGUCCCUGGAAAGAAGCCUCUUCCAAAGACAACCAUUUCCUCCACACUCCCGAAACCCUCCCCUGCGAAAUAUGCCACAAAGCAGCUGACAGUAAGAGAGCAGGAUGCCAAGCCUCUUCAGGGCAUAGUUCUGCCCAGCCCCGGGAGGCAAACAAGCCCAGGAAUGUCGUCCAGCCAGGCAAGCUUGAGUGGCAGGGUGAAGACCGCCCAUGUCCGCAUCCUUGACUUUGGUGGGAGUGACGAGACAGUGGCAGACUCCUCUAGUUCCUCAUUCUCACAGCAGGCUCCAGGGAACCUGGGCAGGGUGCACUGGCUGAAACAGGCCAGCCAGCCACAACGACCAAAGCAGGCAAAAUCAUCAGUUACGGGGAGGAGGAAGCUGAGAAAUCCAGCCCAGACUGUCCCCCAGGCACCCAAGCAGACAGCUAUAGGAGCUGUAGAUGUAGUGGAGAAGCAGCUUGUGUUUGUACAACCUCAAACUUCAGGUAGUAACAGUCAAAGUGCUGUAAACCAACCUCUAGUCAACAAGGCAACAAGCUACAAAUCUGGGCAGGGCCAGGGGCUGGUCAGUAGUGUUGAGGUUGUGAACAGGAAAGUGCCUGUGUUAAGUGAAAAACGGAGUGUGAGUAGAGCUGAAUGUGUAGUGGAAAACUUGGACAUUGCUGCGUCUGUUGAGAUCAGUCAGAGUCGUGGGGCUCAUGGCAGAAGCAGAGUACAGGAAACCGACGAGGCCUUCAUUCCAGCAGCGUGCAGUCCUCCUAAGGACGACAGAACAGCGGGAGUUCAACUGCAAAGGUCAAUGGGCACUAGAUCACCACAAGCAAGAGAAGGUGCAAAGGACAGAAAUAGAAAACAGAAGGAGAAUGUACAAAAAGAGAGCAAAGUUGUGAGCAGGCAAAAAUACAGGAAAGACACAUACUCAAAAGCUGAGGUGUUUGAAGGCGUAAACCCAGACAGCCCGUCAACUAGUAGAACUUUGGCAGCAGAAACGUUAGUGAGCCUUGCUACUGCAAUCACUCUACACUCAGGCACUGCAGAUGAUGCAUUGGAUGACCAUGAUAAUGGAAAAGCCACAGCAAGUGGAGAACAGAGAAUAGGGAAUUCCACCGCUGUUGACACCUUGCAUACAGGCACUGCAGGUAAUACAACAGGCACAGAUACAGGUAUAUCAGCAAAAAAGUCACAUACUGGCGCAGAGAGCAGUUCAACAGACAGAAAUAAACAUGUAAUAGCUACAUCGGGCUCUGUAGAAAAGGAGACAAGAACUGAGAUGCUAAAACCCAAACAGCAGCAUCAGAAAAGAGAUGUCAUUGCCAGCAAUGCAAAGUCUCAGGAAGUCCCGGAAAAUAGACUAGCAGUAGAUAACAGCCUUGUUAGUCAGGAAAAAAGUAACACAGCUGGCCUCCAAAGAUCACAGCUCCAUGGUGUCCUUAGGACAGCUGGUGUUGACAGAACGGUUGGAAAUGCUCCCGCUAAUAGUGCUGAAAAAUUCAGUUCUGUAAAAGAAACGGCAGCGAGUGCUGUCACUGGAAAUCAAGAUGCUGUGAUAAGGGAACAGCCAAAAGCAGGUAGUGAUGAUGGAAGGACAUAUACAGGUGUAGGUGACAGGGGUGUGUUCAGGACAGAAAUGAAUAAAAACAGUGAAAAGUCAGAAAAGACACAAAAACAGAGACCUACAGGGAAGCAUGUUACCUUUUUGGAGGAAAGAAAUGCAGGCAAAGGUGCUGCUGGUGAUUUGGAGCCUGAAUCAGUCAGAUCAGAGGCUCAGAAUGAUAUAGCCCAGGAUGAGGUGCCAAGCUUGAUUGCCAGUCAAAAGGUUCCGAGCCCUGUCAAUGAAUUUUCAAAGACACUAUCACAACAAUCAGGGAAAAGGAAGGCGGAAAAAGCAGAGGGAAGACCACAGGAUGUUCCUGUUACCAAGCAGCAAGAAGUUACACCUGGCAGAGUGACUCUGCAGUCCAGAGAAAAUAAUUCAGAGAACAGUACAAUGGAAAGAAGAGGUGUUUUUGAUGAAAGGGUAGAAGAAGGGAAUGAGAGAGCAGAUGGAAAGAGGGAUGUGAGCAGAUCAAACCCUGUGAUUGUUGAGAUAAGAGGAGAGAAGAGAGGAAGGAGUGACAGUGAUACAAAGCCCGGCAAGAAACCAAAGACAAACAAACAGAGAUCAAAAGGUAGCAAGCAUGGGAAGCUGAAAUUUCCAGCCAACUUAGACGUGGAUAGUUUUCUGUCCAAAAUCCACAAUGGGAGCUGAGAGAAUUUUGGAGAUAAAGCUGAAUAAUUAAUGUGUGAUCAAAUAUCUAAAGAGAACUGUUACAGAACAUGACGUAUUACAGUGUUGUGUGUACUAGAUACUUUUUGCUCUUAGAAAAAAAUGACAAAGUUGCUGUAGGCUGUUGUGUGUAUUUUCUACUGAUAGUUGAGUGGUAGAAACAUUCUGCCCAACAAUGUCCAAUUCCUGCCUUUGCUGCUUGCCAAAUCUCUGGCAUCUAUGCAACUUUCAUCUGUUCUAGAGUUGUUCUCGACAGAAAUGUUAUAUUUUCAGUUUUGAUUGUGCUGUGGUUGGAACUUGAACUGAAUAAAAGUGUUUGUUUUUUUCAACCUGCUAGAAGUCCAGCUUUAGAAAUAUGUUGUUUCUCAGGUGAACUGUU
Branchiostoma floridae (Florida lancelet) is the source of this 4625-nucleotide messenger RNA. Its product is annotated as mucin-5AC-like. Gene Ontology annotation, cellular component: nucleus. The coding region runs from base 206 to 4228 and encodes 1340 amino acids. The record is from RefSeq and is a predicted model, not a curated record. NCBI's taxonomy places the organism in Eukaryota, Metazoa, Chordata, Leptocardii, Amphioxiformes, Branchiostomatidae. The transcript has 13 exons. Gene Ontology annotation, molecular function: protein binding; transcription coregulator activity.